This is a messenger RNA of Cucumis melo (muskmelon), 2945 nucleotides long. RefSeq lists its product as uncharacterized. The record is from RefSeq and is a predicted model, not a curated record. NCBI's taxonomy places the organism in Eukaryota, Viridiplantae, Streptophyta, Magnoliopsida, Cucurbitales, Cucurbitaceae. The coding region runs from base 1261 to 2766 and encodes 501 amino acids. Gene Ontology annotation, cellular component: cytosol. The transcript is spliced from 2 exons.
AUGUGUAAUAUGGACUGAGGACUCCUUGUGGAAUUCCAUUGAAGAGAGUUAAGGGGAAAUUAGGGUUUAACGUCUGCAUUCACGUCCCUUCUAACUCCCAGUUUCCCUCAACAGCGCUUCCUUCUCACCUCCACCGCCGAUUUCCAGUCGCGGGUGAGUUCUCUACCCCUUCCUCAUUUCUUUUUCUGUUUCUUCUCUUUCCAAAAUCUUUUUCUCCUCUGCCUCUCAUUCUCUCAUUCCCUUCUACCCUUAUUCUCCCCGCCGGAGCUCCCCCCUCACAUCAGACAAAAUUAGAUCUCAUUCUUUUUUUUUUUUUUUUUUUCUUUCAUCAAUUUGGAAAAUCCUCCUUCUCCCAGACCUCUGUGUAUAAAUAUGAAACUUAGGAUUUUUAAUUUCCUCCAAAUUACCUCUUUUCUAAUCCUAUUAUGAAUUUUUUUCAUUGGUUUUUCAGUUCCCCCAAUUUUCGCUCUUCCAUUUUUUUUUCCUUUCCAUACACAUUCUUUCACAAAACCAUUUAUAGGGUUAUUCUGAAUAAUCUUCGAGUUCAAAUUGUUAAAGCACAAGUGAAAUUUUCUAUACAGGACAUGUUUGUAAGCAAUUUUUUUUAUUAUUGAAUUCAUUGUAUAGCUUGUAUGAUGAGCUUCAUCGAAUUGCAGAAGAAUCAACCAAGACAGUGAUAUUUUAAUAUUUUGGUUCAUUUUCAAAUAGAGUAACCUUGUAUAAAUUAAAUUUGGGUUAAGCUGUAAUUACUUAGGAGUGGAGGACUGAGUAGAAGCAAAAAGAGUAACCUUUAUGAUUUCUUUGUCAUAGACCCUACUUCCAAUUGUGUUUAUCAUUUCUUUGUUACCAAAUAUUUGCAUCCUUGUGUUUAUGUGUUUCUUUAUUUUGUUUUCUACUUUUUAAAAACAUUUUUAAAAUCUUUUAAAAAAUUUGGAAACCAUAAAUACUUUGUUUUUGCUUUCUGAAUUUCUUUUUCUAAGAAUCCAAAUGUGUUUCUAAUGAAGGGGAAAAUUUUACCAUCGACUCUUCUAGGAUUUUUGAAGUUGUGGACAAAAGUUCUUUCAACCCGAAACUAAUCGAAAAAGUUCACAACAUAUACUAAGUUCUUUUUAUUUGUUUAUUCUACUUGUCUCCUGUUCUGAGGUAGUUAAUCAUUGCUUCCUGCUCUUGAAUUUCAGUUUUUUACAGAAAUUUCUCAACCUUUCUUAGUCAAAAGCAACCUUGUUUUGUGGCCUACCGAGUAGUUAGUUCUGUCAGCAAAUGAAGAAUUCGUCACCAUUUGAACUGUCCAUACCUAAAAGAAUUAUUCAACCACUGUUCCUCGCAUCAAACUCUGACACCCUAGAAGCAUCCUUGGAAACCCUUAUUGAAGCUUCCAAAAGUUCUGAGGGUCGAUCAAAUUUGGCUUCUCAGAAUAUCCUUCCUUGUGUGCUAGAGCUCAUUCAGUGUGUUGUUUACACUUCUGGUGAUGUGCUUCUAUUGUCUUCCUUGAAGCUCCUAAGAAACCUAUGUGCUGGAGAAAUUAGAAAUCAGAACAUUUUCAUUGAGCAAAAUGGAGUUGGAGUUGUUUCGAAAGUGUUGCAGGAUGCUAUGGUGAUGAAUGAUCCUGAUCGUGUGACCAUUAGACUAGGACUACAGGUUCUAGCUAAUGUAUCACUAGCUGGAGAAAAGCAUCAACAAGCAAUUUGGCAUGGAUUGUUCCCUGACAAGUUUCUUUUACUUGCUCGUCUUCCAUUUUGUGAGAUUUCUGAUCCUUUGAGUAUGAUCCUCUACAACAUCUGUAGUGGACACUCUGAACUGGUUGCCUCACUUUGCGGUGACAUAGGGUUGCCUAUUAUUGAAGAGAUUGUGAGGACUGUAUCUUCAGUUGGUUUUGUCGAAGAUUGGGUGAAGUUACUCCUUUCAAGAAUCUGCUUAGAAGAACCUUAUUUUCCUAUGCUUUUCUCUCAAUUACGCCCUAUUGACACUUAUAAAGAUAGCAAUAAAGCCGAAUCUAGAGACGUUUCCUUUUCGUCAGAACAAGCAUAUCUUUUGACAGUUGUAUCAGAGAUAUUGAAUGAGCAAAUCGGAGAUAUUGUUGUUCCCAAGGAUUUUGCGAUGUGUGUGUAUAGAACAUUUCAGAGCUCCAUUUCUAUCAUCGAUUCUACCCCGGUAUCCAAGUGUAGUCUCCCAACAGGCACAAUUGCAGGAGAUGUUCUUGGGUACUCACUCACUAUUUUAAGAGAUAUUUGUGCACAAGAUAGCAGUAAAGGUGAUAAAGAUAUCUAUGAGGAUGCAGUUGAUGUGCUUCUCUCUCUUGGACUUAUUGAUUUGCUUUUAAGCAUUCUCCAUGAUAUUGAACCUCCAGCCAUACUAAAGAAAGCACUCCAACAAGUAGAGAAUGAGGAAGAUAGAACAAGUCUUCCAAAGGCGUUAAAAUCGUGCCCAUAUAAAGGGUUUCGAAGAGAUAUUGUUGCUGUGAUUGCAAAUUGUUUAUAUAGAAGGAAGCAUGUACAAGAUGACAUUAGACAGAAGAAUGGAGUGUUUGUGCUAUUACAACAGUGUGUUGCUGAUGAAAACAAUCCCUUUUUGAGGGAAUGGGGCAUAUGGGCUGUGAGAAACUUAUUGGAAGGAAAUUUAGAAAAUCAAAGGUUAGUAUCUGAAUUGGAAGUUCAAGGUUCUGCACAUGUGCCAGAGAUUGCUGAACUUGGUCUUCGAGUUGAGGUGGAUCCGAAAACUCGAAGGGCUAAGCUUGUUAAUAGCUCGCGACCAUUUCAAGACUCUUAGGUAGCUUUUGGGACUCAGAGUGAGUUAUUAUAAUCUAGUGUGGGUUAUUAUAAUCUGGAAGUUAAAACAAGGUGCAAGUAGGUAGAUUAAAGGUAGGUUAUUUUAAAAUGUGUAUAAUCGGUCUGUACUGUUAUUCUUUAUCAUGCAAAUAAUCAAUUUUCAUUUUCUUUCUUUUUCUA